Motacilla alba alba is the source of this 1858-nucleotide messenger RNA. RefSeq lists its product as uncharacterized. The record is from RefSeq and is a predicted model, not a curated record. NCBI's taxonomy places the organism in Eukaryota, Metazoa, Chordata, Aves, Passeriformes, Motacillidae. The transcript has 5 exons. The coding region runs from base 361 to 981 and encodes 206 amino acids.
UAAGGUGUUAAUCGGUUAAUGAGCGGGCACCUCCUGCUGCCUGCGGGGCCAGGACCCUCCUGCGGCACAGGUCAGCUUUCCUCGGCAGGAGCGGAGCAGCGCUGGGGUUGGCCCGUGCCCGCUGAUCCCGGCAGUGACCCGCGGCCUGGCUGCCGCUUGGCCGGCACCGCGGGACUUCGCUAACCGCGGCACGAGGCCGGGGCACCCGCGGAUGAGCCGGGCUGGCCCUGACGCGUGUCCGAAGGGGGAGCCCCGGUAGCCCCGCGGCUGAGCCCGCUCGCUCGGGGCCCCGCCCCGCCCCGCCCCUCGCGGGCUGUGGAGCGCGGGCGGCGGGCAAGGGCUGUCGGCGGCGGGGUCGGGAUGGCGCAGCCCGCGGAGGCCUCGGACCACACAGCGACUGCCAGCGCCAGCAUGGACAACAACGUCCUGGCCAUCGUCAUCGCCGCCACGGUGUCCACCUCCGUCUUCAUCGUGGCGAUCCUCAUCCUGCUGCUGCUCUUGUACCACCGGGACCCCAUGUGCUGCCAAUUCCUCUGCUCCUGCCGCCUUUUCCAGACCCCCAGCCAGUAUGACCGCCCCCCGCCCUACUUCAGCAGCAGCCAGCAGCUGGUGGGACCCCAGCGUGGAGCCUCACGGCUUGAGAGCACUGCUGAGAACCCCGGCAUGCAGGGAGACGAGCUCUUCUCUGUUGGACCCCCCAGCACGUACCAGCUCCCAUCCUGGGAGCAGCCCCGCCUGCCCAGCUACGAGAGUGUGCGGAAGAAAGAUCGCCAGCGGGAAAUCCAUCAGAUGAUUGCUGACAGGUUUGGGCUGUGGGCGGAGCCAUCCCAGGAGAUGCCACCUCCUUAUGAGCAUGCUGUGAGGCAUCCUCCAGCUUUCUCAGGAACAGGAAUAAGCUCUGAGACCUUGGACAGACACAGUGUUUCAGACCCUUUCCAUGCCCCCCUCAGCUACCAAACUCAGCGUAACACUGCAGUGUAAGACCUUGGCCUCAGUGUACUGCUGCUUCCCGUGCUGUCAGCAACAGAAGUGCCUGGGAUACCAUUUUCCUCCACAGUGAAUGGCCAAACCUUCACCCAGAACCACAAUCAGCUGAAACAGGCAAGACCAACCCAGCCAUCAGUGACAUCCCUCUUGCAGCACAAGAACAACCACAGAGCCAUUGCUGGGUACUGCACUGAGCAGAGGAACCAGGGACAUCUGCUCACUCUGGCAAACACCAAAGGCAAAGGUCUAGCUGCUGGAGCUGCACAGGGCGAAGCCAAGGGGAAUGUCUGCUACGCCAGAGCUCCUCAGGAGCAGCAUUUCAUACCUCUGUGAGGCAGCACUGCUGCCUCUACAAAGGAUCAGACCUCAGGCACUGGUGGUAUUGUGCUGCUUCACCUGUUUCUUAGGUUAUCAAGUGUUUUCCUGUAUCUAGAUUACCUGCCAGGUGGAAAUCCUCAUCUGUGAGUGGCAGAAGGGAUGUGCUCUGGAGCAAUGGUGCAUGCUGUGGCACCAACAACCUCUGUGACUGACAACGGUUCUGUACAGAGCCCACACAUGGAUCUCGAGAGGCUCCAUGGGUUAUACCCAAAUAUAGACCACCAAGAUGAACCAUGGGACUGGAUUUGCAGGCUGGGAAAUAACAGAUGCACAGACUGAACAGCUGGAGGUCUACAUGAAGACUGUGAAGCACAGGUGAACAUGUGUGGCUGAACCAGUUCACCUGGUCUUCUGCAGAGCAGAAGAAUUGUCUAAAUAAUGUCAACACCAGUGUCCUUACACUACUGAUUUUGAUAACCUGUUUUCUACUACAGACUCAAUGUUUCAAAUUGUUUACAAGCCCGUAGCUAAAAUGAGAUCAGUUUGGGCACAA